Molecule: messenger RNA, 759 nt
Organism: Phragmites australis (common reed)
Lineage: Eukaryota; Viridiplantae; Streptophyta; Magnoliopsida; Poales; Poaceae
Product: large ribosomal subunit protein bL27c-like
Exons: 3
Coding region: 81-653 (190 amino acids)
Biological process (GO): translation
Cellular component (GO): ribosome
Molecular function (GO): structural constituent of ribosome
Source: RefSeq, a predicted model, not a curated record
CACCUCACCGUCAUCUCAUCUGCUGCUCCUGCAAGCCUGCAGCUGAACCUUCUCCACUCGAGAGCGAGAGAGAGAAAGAGAUGGCCUCCAUGGCGUUCGCACUGGCGGGCGCCUUCCAGGGCCUGUCCCUCGCGUCCCCCUCGUCGCGCCCUUCCUUCCUCCGCGGCGACCGCGCCGCGCUCCCCGUCGGCGGCGGUGCCGGGAUCGUUGUUCCGGUGCCGGCGCGGCGGCUGACCAUCCAAAUGGCGCACAAGAAGGGGGCCGGGAGCACCAAGAACGGGCGUGACUCCAAGGGGCAGCGGCUCGGGGUCAAGAUAUACGGCGACCAGGUCGCCAAGCCCGGCGCCAUCAUCAUCCGCCAGCGCGGCACCAGGGUCUAUCCUGGAAAUAAUGUUGGAAUGGGCAAGGAUCAUACACUAUUUUCUUUGAUUGAUGGACUAGUCAAGUUUGAGAAAUAUGGACCAGACAAGAAAAAGGUAAGCGUUUACCCAUAUGAGAAACAGCCUAUGAACCCAAACAGUUACAGAGCAAGGAAGAUAGAGUACUUCCGCGUGCAGCGUGAACGCAAGAAGGCAAGAGCGGGGGGAGCCAUUGAGCCUCAGUUGGUAUUAGCUGCUGUAGAUGAAAACUCUGAUGUCAACGCAGACUGCUGAUAAGUUUUCUGUAUCAUAUUUAUUUAUUUAUUUUUGACAAACAAUGUUUGACAUUUUUCUUUGGAAAUGUAAGAUUGCAUUAUGAAUACAGGGUCAUAUUACGCUU